AACAAAGACAAAAGAUACAAAAUGGCCUGGUUUUGGCAAACAAUUCUGAUCAUACUUUUAAAUUGGAUCAUUCAAAAGUUCUUAACCUUGAAGAAGAAACAACCACCGGGCCCGAUCGGGCUACCGAUCAUCGGCCAUUUCCACCUAUUGGGUAAAAAUCCCCACCAAGAUCUGCAUCGAUUAGCCCAAAAACAUGGACCCAUCAUGUACCUCCGCUUCGGCUUCGUCCCCACGGUGGUCUUCUCCUCUCCCGCCGGAGCGGAGCUCGUCCUCAAAACCCACGAUCUCGUUUUCGCCGGCAGGGCUAGUAAUCAGGCCGCCAAGCACAUCAGCUACGACGGUAGAAACAUCGUAUUCGCCCAGUACGGUUCUUACUGGCGCGACAUGCGCAAACUGGCCACACUCAACUUGCUCAGCACCUCCAAAGUCAGCCAGUUUCAGCCCGUGAGGAAGGCGGAGCUCCGCCUCGCCGUCGAUUCCCUCCGGCGAGCUGCCGCGGGGCGCGAAACCGUGGAUGUUAGCGAGAUGAUUAUGGGUACGAUUGGGGAUAUGGUUUGCCUGAUGGUGUUUGGGAGGAAGUUCGCCGGCGGUGAAUUGGGUGGGAGCGGAGGCGGGUUUAAAUAUGUGAUUGACGAGACGUUUCAGGUGGCGGCGAAGCCGAAUCUCGGAGAUUUUUUCCCGUACAUGGGUACGAUUGAUCUUCAAGGGUUGACCCGUCGAAUGAAAGAACUCAGCACAACUUUCGACGGGUUCUUGGAGAAGAUUAUCGACGACCACGUUCUUCAGAACAAGCAGCAGAAGAAGGAGAAUCAAGACUUUGUCGACACCAUGAUGGCCAUUAUGGAUUCCGGUGAAGCUGGAUUCGAAUUCGACCGCCGCCAUGUCAAGGCUGUGCUCUUGGAUAUGCUUUUAGGAGGAACAGACACUUCAUCCGCAACAAUAGAUUGGGCGCUCGCAGAACUCAUUAGGCACCCACAAAUCAUGAAAAAACUCCAACAAGAACUCGAACAAGUCGUUGGCUUAGACCAAUACGUGGAGGAGUCGCACCUCGAAAAACUCGACUACUUAAACUUCGUAGUCAAGGAAACCUUUAGGCUCCACCCGGUUGUCCCACUGUUCAUCCACGAAGCCCUUGAAGAUUGCACCGUCGAAGAAUUCCAUAUCGCGAAAGGCACACGAAUCAUGGUGAAUGUAUGGUCUAUGAGUAAAGACCCUAAUGUGUGGCAAGACCCCGAAAAAUUCUUUCCGGAGAGAUUUAUCGGGAGCAAUUUGGAUCUUCACGGGCAUGAUUUUGAGCUCCUACCAUUCGGGUCGGGCAGGCGAUCCUGCCCGGGUCUUCAGUUGGGACUCACUACCGUUCGGUUAGUGUUGGCACAAUUGGUUCAUUGCUUCGAUUGGGAGCUUCCGAACGGGAUGUCGCCUAGUGAAUUGGACAUGUCCGAGCAUUUUGGCCUUGUGACCGGUAAAGAUAAGCAUAUCAUGGCCAUUCCUGUUUGCCGGUUGCAUAAAUGAGUCGCGAAUUUGAGUUCGAAACACGAAAAGCUCGAAGAAUUUAUUUGUUGCUUAAGUAUGUAUAUAUUGUCUAUUUCACUAUUAUUAAUCAACUGUG
This is a messenger RNA of Erythranthe guttata (spotted monkey flower), 1609 nucleotides long. Lineage: Eukaryota; Viridiplantae; Streptophyta; Magnoliopsida; Lamiales; Phrymaceae. The record is from RefSeq and is a predicted model, not a curated record.